AUGAAUCCUAGUGAUGGUCGUCCACGAUUAGAAAAGACGCAAAAAACACCGGGUAGCCGUCAUGUAGGCGGCGCACUAGCUCGUCGCCGUCGGCAGCAACGGGCUGGCACAUCUACAACCCCCCAACCCUCUCAACUAAUGACGGAGUCUGACUUCGAGUCUUUGGAAAGUGGUGGUGACGAAGAGACAUCAGAGAAUUCCGGUGAUGCUGUACACGUGGUGGAACCACUCAAAAAGAAAAUUGGGACGAAGAAGGCACAAAAGUUGGCAGAAAAAGAGCGCCGGAAGGAAGAGCGCGAAGCAGAAGAGAGAUACAGAGAAGCACUGCGAAAAAAAGAGGACGAGGAGAUAAGGAAGAGGAAAGAGGCCGAGGCGAAGGCUGCAGCAGCCGAAGCUGCUCUCGCUGCUGCUGAAGAGAAGCGGAGACUGGAACAAGAACUUAGGGAACAAGCUGAGUAUGAAAAACUCAAGGCAACCUUCUCGAUUGAGGGCGAGGGUGUUGGCGUUAAGCAGCUGGAUAAGGAAGCUGAAGAACAAUUGAACAGGGAAUUCGUUGAUGCCAUCAAGGAAGCCAAAAUAAUAUCUCUUGAGCGUCUUUGUAUUGAAUUCGAAAUGAAAACUGAUGCCUGUGUGGAAAAAAUCAAAUCACUACUUUCAGAGGGAUUGCUAAGCGGUGUUUUAGACGACCGUGGCAAAUUUCUUUACAUAGAGCAGUCGGAGUACGAAGCAAUUGCGAAAUUCAUUGAGCUACGUGGUCGUGUAACAAUCAGCGAACUCGUUGAACAUGGCAACAGGAUAAUCAAAGCCCGCACCUCCGGUUGA
Messenger RNA from Mesocestoides corti, 822 nucleotides. The record is from the annotation of a GenBank genome assembly. NCBI's taxonomy places the organism in Eukaryota, Metazoa, Platyhelminthes, Cestoda, Cyclophyllidea, Mesocestoididae.